UCGCGCCUGCCCAGUGUGUUUGUCUCUGCUUUCUCCUUCACUGUGCCCCGCUGCUCCCGACAGCGUCGUCUAACUCUGCGCGCUCCGCCCCACAUAUAAAGAGACAUGGCAGAGAAAGGAUGGGAGAGUGAGGUGAAGCAGGACAAGACAGGAAAAGGCAAGCAGGCAGAGAACAAAGACCACUGUGGAACAUGUCAUCACCACGCACCCAAGGGACAUGGCACAAUGGCCGUCCCUCCUGCAUACUCAGACUUGGGGAAAUCUGCCAAAGACAUCUUCAACAAGGGCUUUGGAUAUGGACUUCUGAAGCUGGACGUUAAGACUAAGUCCCAGAGUGGUGUUGAGUUUGCCACCUCUGGCUCCAACAACACAGACACAGGGAAGUCAGGAGGCCACCUGGAGACCAAGUACAAAGUGAAUGACCUAGGCCUGAACUUCAGCCAGAAAUGGAACACAGACAAUACUCUCACCACAGAAAUCACCAUGGAGGACCAGCUGGCUAAGGGCCUGAAGCUAGGUCUGGACGCUUCAUUUGUGCCCAACACUGGCAAGAAGAGCGCCAAACUGAAGACCGGGUACAAGCGGGAAUAUUUAAAUGUCGGUUGCGACCUGGACUUCGACAUGGCCGGUCCCACCGUCCACGCAGCUGCUGUGCUGGGCUACGAGGGCUGGCUGGCGGGCUACCAGUUGGCUUUUGACACAGCCAAAUCUCAAGUGAGCCAGAACAACUUCGCCCUCGGAUACAAGGCCGGUGACUUCCAGCUUCACACCAGCGUAAAUGACGGCACCGAGUUUGGUGGCUCCAUUUACCAAAAGGUGAACAGCAACUUGGAGACGGCGGUCCACCUGGCCUGGACGGCUGGCAGCAACAACACACGCUUUGGGAUUGGAGCUAAAUACCAGCUGGAUAAGGAUGCCUCCCUGUCUACCAAAGUCAACAACGCCUGUCUUGUUGGAGUUGGAUACACACAAACCCUCAGGCCAGGAGUCAAGCUCACUCUCUCAGGUCUGAUCGACGGGAAGAACGUGAACGGUGGUGGGCACAAAGUCGGCUUGGGUUUUGAGCUGGAGGCGUAAAGAUUCAGCAGAGGACAUACAAGAGGAGAGGAAAGCGACACAAGAGAAGAAUAAAGAGCCCAAAUGUGAAAAUACAGCAGAGGUCCACUCAGUGACACGUAAACACAUCUUCCCUCUGAGUCCUACACACACAUGCACACAGAUAUACACACGUCCGUUGGCCUUAUUCCUGAAACCCUGAGCAGCCUCUAAGACCUCCGAUACUGUAGUUUUAAAAGAAAAAAAAACAUUAUUUUGUGUUUGUUACUUUUAAAACAUACAUUAUUUACAGUGCCCACAACUUUUGAGCAUAAGUUAUCAGAAUACAACAAAAGAACAGAUGCAUCAGCACGCAAUUUAUGCAAACCCCCUGUUCUCCAAAUAAAGUGCUGCUUAUGACCAGUUUGACCAGACAAAGUGCACUUUUCAUAGAGCAUUUGUGUCUCAGACUUUUUUCUCUCUGAAAUAAGAGUCAAAGCACCUUCUUAUUUUGACUGUGUGGUCAACUUGUUUUUGUUUCAGAUAUUCUCUGGGUUUUAGACAUUAAUAGGAUUAUUAGAGGAUGCUUGUUUUCGGUAUAUUGUGGAUUUGUUGCAUGCUUUUAAGGCUAGAGGGAUGUUUUUUGACUUUUCAUUGUCACACUGACAAGUACAGCGACUGUAAACAGAUGCAAUAAAAGCUGGAGAGAAUCAAGGAGAAAAGACAAAGAGCGCCUGAUCCUACUCAGUGGACUGAUUCCACUAUUCAAGCCUCAGUAACGCAGUUUUAAACUGUGAACCCUCAGUUGCCUAUAUGUCUGUUUUUCAGGUUCUGUUUGAUAAAAAGUUUGACAGCAAUUGGAGACUCUGUAUCACCUCUUUGUCUUGUCUCAUUUUGUGUCCUGUACCUGUUUGACCUUUACCACAUUUCACUUAAUCUGUGCUGUGCUUUGUAUAGGAGUUAGCUGACAUUUAGGACCUCAAACUGAUUUUAUUGAAUUAAUGGAAUAAAGAAUGUUAAACCCUAUAA
This is a messenger RNA of Epinephelus fuscoguttatus (brown-marbled grouper), 2064 nucleotides long. It is a transcript of the gene vdac3, whose product is annotated as voltage-dependent anion channel 3. The record is from RefSeq and is a predicted model, not a curated record. The transcript has 10 exons. Bases 106 to 1077 code for a protein of 323 amino acids. Gene Ontology annotation, biological process: monoatomic anion transmembrane transport. Gene Ontology annotation, molecular function: voltage-gated monoatomic anion channel activity. Gene Ontology annotation, cellular component: mitochondrial outer membrane. Lineage: Eukaryota; Metazoa; Chordata; Actinopteri; Perciformes; Serranidae.